AUGGUUCUGCGGCUGCUGAUGCGCUACCUGGCCAACAAUGAGCAGCUGAUCCAGCGCCUCUCCGAGAGCUACGCCAUCCGCCGGGCGGCGCAGCUCACGCUGUACGCGUUUCAGCGCUCGAAGAUGAUCGCCGAGGAGCACCGCUGGACGCCCGAGAGAUUCCGCGCCUUCAUCCGGAACUUCAACAGCAACUUCCGCGAGGAACUCGAGAGCGCGAAGCGCGAGCUGAAGCGCAAGUGAAGUCAACUGGAUGUU
This is a messenger RNA of Phlebotomus argentipes, 255 nucleotides long. Its product is annotated as protein NCBP2AS2 homolog. The transcript has a single exon. Bases 1 to 240 code for a protein of 79 amino acids. The record is from RefSeq and is a predicted model, not a curated record. NCBI's taxonomy places the organism in Eukaryota, Metazoa, Arthropoda, Insecta, Diptera, Psychodidae.